Messenger RNA from Vigna radiata var. radiata (mung bean), 1826 nucleotides. RefSeq lists its product as uncharacterized. The record is from RefSeq and is a predicted model, not a curated record. The transcript is spliced from 2 exons. Bases 529 to 1296 code for a protein of 255 amino acids. Lineage: Eukaryota; Viridiplantae; Streptophyta; Magnoliopsida; Fabales; Fabaceae.
CGUACCAUAAAAUUUAAUGCACGACAAAGCAAAACCCUUCGUUUAGACGACACAGCAACAGUACAUAUAUUCUCCACGCCACUUGACUCACUAUCCAUAAACAUCAAACAUUAAAGACUCUCUUUUUCUCUCUCACCUUUAUGCUAUUGCAAAAUUAACAUCUUUAAAUAAACCCUCUUUCUUUCUCUCCCAAAAGAAAAAUAUAUAUUUUUAUAAGUCACAUCCUUCAACAUCUUCCUCACACACACACACCCCAAAGUGCUUCUUCCUUUUCUUCCACCACUUUCUACCCUUUCACUAAAACAAAAAUAAAAAGCAAAAAAUAAAAUAAAAUAAUAAACAUAAUAAUGAACGGUCACCAAACCCAUGUCCAUGACCAUUCCAACGUUAUAUAAUGUCUUCUAACCACUGCUUCGUCUUGCUGUAGAACCAACGAACCAAAUUCCCCAAAAUCAAAACCAGAGUUUGCCUUGUCAUCUUCAUCUUCCCUUUUGGAGUUACACACAAAUAUCUUCAUCCACAAAAAUCAUGAGGAGCUUCUCGAAGAACAAGUUCCUAUGUUUUCGCCCUGUCGUCGACAUAGAUUGCAUGUUAAAGUCCGAGGUUGCUCCUCAUCGUUCUUCUUCUCCCAGUCAUUUCUCACGCGUCCCCACUUCGGAGAAGCAACAAAUGGUGAAGAAUUCAAAACCCAAAUCUGUAUACUUCCACCACGUUUCACCUAAACGGACGAUUUCUCGGGUGAUCAAAGCUGCGUUCUACGAAACCAUACUGAAUAAAAGAGAUCACCAUAAAAACCGUUACAUCCAUGAUUCAUUUGGGUACAAACACAAGAAUUUGAAGUAUGGGGAAAGAAAAACCCUUCAAUCGCCUUUGUCAACUUCAUCUUCAGCUUGCUCCAGCUCACACGCGUCAUCAGAAUCAACCAACGUUUCAAAUCACUACUCCACUAAGGAAAAAGGGAAAGAGGGUGGUCAUGGAAGCCCACUGGAGAAGCAAAAAAGGUUCGAGUGCUAUGGAAUAUACUUGGUUCUAUUCAGCUUAGCGUUUACGGUAUUUUGGGGAAAGCUUUUUGGUAUUCUUUUGACUUCAACACUGCUCUACUUUUUCGCCGUUUGGGACUCGAGUUCUCCGUGCAAAAAAAGGUCACCAAAAACUCCAAGGCUCAGAGAAAGUCCACAAGACAAAGAUACCAGAAAUUAUCACGACAUAGUUCAAGAUUAUCGCAUGGCCAUAGUCCCGUUUAGUUUUCACGUGACACAUGAUCGAAAAUUUGAUCGUGUGUCAGAUGAUAAUUAACAAUGACUAUACUAAUCAAGAGCUUUAUGAUAGUUUCUGCAUGUUCGCAGGGACUAUUAGGAAGUACCAUAAUGAGGCAUUAAAUUUUGACGUGAGAAUGGUCCUUUUUCGUGCUUGGUGCAUGCUUCUACAUUCUCUGCUCUGCCAUCUCUAUGCUUAGUGUCGAAGCUUUCUUAGGCAUAACACAAAAGACAGUGACAUGAGUGCUCUUCCAGUGGCUAAGCUUGGAAAGAAUUGUAAGGGUGGGAGAGACAGAAGAAGCAGUUCCACAUUUAUUUCCCUUUGCCAUGCUUUUGUUUGGGUUUCUGACAUGACAAUACAUAUCUAACCGAUGCAAAGUAUGAAAAGUAGUUAAUGAAAUUUGACAGGGAAAGAUGUUGGUUGUUGUAUUGAAAUUAAGUUUUAUUUGUACAGAAUUUACUUCUGAAAUAAUACAGUGCAUUCAUGAUUUGUAAAUUAUAUUAAAUUAUCUCCGGCAAUCAGAUUCUAUAAUAUGGUUUUAAAAUAACAAGUACAUAUUUUCAGCAAAU